UUCUUCUUUCUUUUUUUUUUAUACAAGAUACUUCUAUUCCUUGAGUAGUCAAUGGCUUCUUUGGAGACUUUGCUCUAACCUUGGUUAGUUUUGGGAGAAAAUAGUGUUCAAAUAAGUUAAGUACUUUGUUAGAAAAAGUGUUAUAUUUUUCAUUCAUGCCAUGAGCACUGUAAACAUCACUCUAGUGUAUGUCUCUGAAGAGUGACCAAAAAUAAUCAAUUUUUGGUUUAUUGAUUACCCUCUUGAGCUCAGAUUUAACAGAUUUUAUACUCUUUUCAGUAUUAACAUUUAACGGAAGAAACUGCACGUCAUGGUCUGAGAGGCCAUUGACUAUUAAAUUUGAAAUAUAAUUUACCAUCGUACUUUUCUAUAUGGAUAUUAUCAAUGGCUGUUUGUGCGCAAUUGGUUACCCUAGUUGGGAACUUUACAGUGGGAAUUAAGUUGAAUGAUAGUGUUACUAAAUCAAAUAAGUUCAUAAUGGGAGAGUCGUUAAGUAAAUAUACAUUGAAGUCAUCAGCAACCACUAUUUCUUUGUUUUUGGUUGUUAAAUGGGCCUGUAUAGCUUCAAGGUGGUUUAUGAACAGAUUCAAGUUACCUGGAGAUGCUCGCUAUACACUUAAUAUUGUGAGGGGAUAAAUGUCUACAAUUAUUUUAGACAUUCAUUUACAGUGUAAUAGCUGUUGUUUAGUAAGUAUUUUGUAAGUCUCUGGGUAAACGUGUAGAGACCAUUAGGUUCGUUCGAUCAACACUGUAUGACACGCGAACAUGGCAUCCAUCGUCGCACAACGUGGCUGUGCACGAUGACAAUACAGAUGAUGAAUGAUAUUCUUAUAAAGAAAGGGGAGAAAAGGGCAGUACUUUUCUACAUAAAUAUGGAAAUUAAAGGAUGGGAAGAAAUCAGUCGAAUAAUAUUUUCAAAUUCUCUGGCAACUUGUGUUUGUAUGGGACAGACAAUCUCAUGCUCGUAUUUUUGAAUGUUAAUGCGGGUAAAAUGCAAAGCAAUUUAUCAAAAAUUCCAACUCUCAUUCGAAAUAUUAAAAAAAUAUUUUGUUGAUGCAGAAGUUUAUGAGACACUGUGAAAAACUUUACUCUUAUUACCUUUCAAUCCUACUGUUCUUUUUAUGACUUUUUUUUUUUACGUCUCACGAGUUCGCAAUUAAUGACCUCUUGAAAAUCAAUAUCGACAAAUGGUGCUUGGAAAAAAAAAAUUGACUGUCAUCUUUCGUAAGCGAACUCCAUUUUAACGACGUGACAUGACAAACUAUUUUGUCAUCAUAAAGCAAAUCAUCCAUGCCCCGAAGCUAGCUCGCUGCGCUUUAGAAGCAUGUCUCUGUCAUGCGAACGCCAACAAAUGUUUAAAAAAUAAGUUCUAGUAAUUGGAAUUACAAUCUCUGUAUACUUAUUCACACACAAUUUCAUUAAUUUUGAUCCAUGAACCCCCAAUAUAAUAGUUUGUCAAAACGGCAAGGUAUGAAGUAGUGACUAGGCACGCAGUCUGAUUCGUUUACGGGGAGUGCAAUCACGCCAGAUCCAGACGAUUUCGAACACAAACGACAGUUGUGCAGUACUUACGGGGGUUGGUAACUGCUUCAGUUUCGUUCAAAUGGAAAACUGUCACGUGUCAUUAAAGGGACAAAAUAACACCCGGAAAUGGUUUAUGUACACUUUUCUUUCCUCUGAAAAUACAAAUAGAAUCGAUUGAGCGUAAUAAUCAAAACCAUAUGCGCGUUUAAAACGGCACAGUUUAUAUUUAGUUAUUUCCAUCUGCAUCUGUCGGAAGGGAAACAUUCUACUUUCAACCUUGUCGUACAAGUGCUUUAUCAUUGUAGUUGUCAGUAAUGCUAUACAUUCGUGAUUACUUUAUCAGUUGCUUUUCCCACCAGCGUGUGUUCGAAUGCGAGUCGACGGAAAUAUCUUUACCGCCAACAAAAUCCUUUGGUAUCUUCAAAAGGCCGGAGUGAAAAAAAGUGACGGUGACAGUAAACCGUAAGGAGUAAGAAUCGUAUUGUGACCGUUUUUGAAGAGUAAAAAAAGUCGGGAGACAGUGUAAUUUAUGCAAAAGGACAGAAGAUGAUCUCCUUUAGUGAAAUAUUUCUUCGCGUUAUCGUAAGCGUUAGUGUGGUGUUAAUUUCUAGAUUUACAGUGACGUUCGCGGCGAGCAGUUUAAAACCUGUAGAUUACACCGGUGACACAUUCUCUGAUGUUCAGAAAACAAAUCAUUUCGUCAUGUUUUAUGCACCAUGGUGCGGACACUGCAAAAACUUGGCCCCCACAUGGGACCAAUUGGCCGAAAAGUAUCACAAGGAUGACAACAGUGGUUUGACGAUAGGAAAAGUUGACUGCGUAAAGGAAACUGCGUUGUGUUCAGAACAGGAUGUAACAGGUUAUCCCACUUUGAAAUUUUUCAAGGCGGGUGAAAAUGAAGGCGUGAAGUAUAGAGGAACAAGAAGUUUGAAAGCUUUUUCGACUUUCAUAGAGGAGCAAUUAGGUAUCACAGUCCAGGACAGUGAAACUCAACCUAAGGUACCUGAACCAGUUAGUGGGCUUGUAGAACUAACGGAAGACACAUUUGAAGACCAUGUGGCGAAGGGUAGACAUUUUGUCAAAUUUUAUGCACCUUGGUGUGGCCAUUGCCAAAAAUUAGCUCCGACGUGGGAGGAACUUGCCAAGUCUCUGGAACAUGACACAUCUGUUGUAAUUUCGAAAAUUGACUGUACAGCCCAUAGAUCUGUGUGCAAUGAUUUUGAGAUCAAAGGGUAUCCAACCUUACUAUGGAUUGAGGAUGGAAAGAAGGUGGAUAAAUAUCAGGGACCGAGAACGAUUGAGGAACUGAAGGCAUUUGUUUCAAAGAUGGUUGGCUCAGAUGCUUCCCAAGCAACAAGGAGUUCUGAUGUACAAGACUCUUCUCCAGUGGUAUCCUUCUCAGGAGAAAAUUUUGAACAUGGUAUCGCUCGUGGACUAACAUUUGUAAAAUUUUUUGCCCCAUGGUGUGGUCACUGCAAAAGAUUGGCUCCUACAUGGGAGGAGCUGGGCAAGAAAUUUGCAUCUAACUCACUAGUCAAGAUUGUGAAAGUGGAUUGUACUUCAAAUUCUAAUAAGGAUUUAUGUAAUGAUGAAGAGGUGGAUGGUUUUCCUAGCCUCUUUCUGUACAAAGAUGGGAAACGGAUAGCAGAAUACAAUGGUUCACGUACUCUGGAUGACUUAUAUGAGUUUGUUUCUAAACACAUGCCACAUGAUGAGCUGUGAAAUAAGACUGAUGCAUUAGACUAGAUAUGUUAAAGAAGUACCAAGCUGUACAUUUGAUAUUGAGAGUGGUAUCAACAUUAAUCUUAUUUUUCUAGAAUACAUGUCAGUUCUGAAUUUUA
This is a messenger RNA of Schistocerca gregaria, 3365 nucleotides long. It is a transcript of the gene prtp, whose product is annotated as thioredoxin domain-containing protein 5 homolog. Lineage: Eukaryota; Metazoa; Arthropoda; Insecta; Orthoptera; Acrididae. Gene Ontology annotation, biological process: protein folding. Gene Ontology annotation, cellular component: endoplasmic reticulum. The coding region runs from base 2071 to 3246 and encodes 391 amino acids. The transcript has 8 exons. Gene Ontology annotation, molecular function: protein disulfide isomerase activity. The record is from RefSeq and is a predicted model, not a curated record.